Colletotrichum scovillei is the source of this 1287-nucleotide messenger RNA. RefSeq lists its product as uncharacterized. The record is from RefSeq and is a predicted model, not a curated record. The coding region runs from base 1 to 1287 and encodes 428 amino acids. Lineage: Eukaryota; Fungi; Ascomycota; Sordariomycetes; Glomerellales; Glomerellaceae. The transcript has 2 exons.
AUGCACCUCCGAUCGUUACUAGCGUUAUGGGCUGGGUAUUUGAGUGUCUAUGUGGACGCUGCGCCGUCUAGUCAUGACACCGACUUGCUCUCAGUCGUGAGCCCGCGUGCGAACUGCGUGCCUAGCCAACUCUCGAGCGAUACAUGGAAGAAGGAGGGCGUAGACAACUUCCUCGCUAACGCCGCGAAACAUUAUACGGAAUACUCCUCCGACAAUGUGCAAGCUCUAGGAGCAUACUUGGGUGCCCCCAACUUCUUUUGCGGGGUCAACCUGUGGUGCAACGCCGGCCAACCGUGUACACCGGUCACUUUACCUGGGUGGUACGCCUUAAUGGGUAUCCAAGGCUGGAACAACUACGUCAACAACCUCAACCUCGCCGUAACCUACGCCGCCACCAUCCUAAGCCUGAAGCUUGCAAAGGUAGUCGACGACCUAUGGCCGGCAAAGAAAGACAAUGUCACUCCCAUGAAGCAGUUCCUGGCGUGGGUAAACGGGAUCCUCAACGCCUUCCCAACCACAGCAGCCCUCGGCGCCACCGCGGGCAGCAUCGCUAGCACCGUCCAGGGAGGCAACAUCAUUGCGGGCGGUAUGAUGCUCGCGCCCAGCGCCGGCGGCCAAUUCUUGCGAUGGAGCGACCUGUCGAGCCAGAUGGGCGGCAAAGUCGACGAGUACAAGCAGGCCAUCGGGACGUACGCGAAAAAGGUCAUUGACGCGCCCAUUGACGAUCCGACGUGGGGUAUCAACAAGGUCUUGAGCGGCGGCGGCUUCCUCUCACGCCAGACGAACAUCACGCAGGACGAUUUCGACACGUGGAUGUACAAGACUGUCAGCGUGAACGCCAUGGCGCUGCUGAUGCAGGCGCAGAACGUGUACAUUAUCCGCACUUUUAACAAGACGGCGUGCGAUGACUCGUCUGCUGCUAUCCUGUGCAGGCAGGAGGCCAACAGCAAGUGGACUGAGUGGCGGUUCCAGCGGCACGAUAGCGAUGAUGACGUGCCCGAACACCGGCUUGCCGAGAAGCUCAUCCAGACGUAUGGGCUUACCAAGGAGGAGAUCUUGAAGGGGCCUGCGGACUGCUUUGAUAAGCAUGAUUAUGAGCAGCUUACGAACCCUUGGGAGACUGUGUCGGAGAAGGGUGUGGGCUUGGAGCCGGUGCAGUUGUGUAACUUUAAUGUCAAUGUUUGCAACAUGGAUGCGGCGGAGGGGGGUGAAUAUGGGCCUACUGAUGUAUAUGAGCCCGGGCAUUCGGAUUGGAUGUGUGAGCUGCAAGGCAUCACUUGGACUUAG